This is a messenger RNA of Daucus carota subsp. sativus, 2035 nucleotides long. RefSeq names its product biotin carboxylase 1, chloroplastic. Bases 177 to 1799 code for a protein of 540 amino acids. The transcript has 17 exons. Lineage: Eukaryota; Viridiplantae; Streptophyta; Magnoliopsida; Apiales; Apiaceae. The record is from RefSeq and is a predicted model, not a curated record. Gene Ontology annotation, molecular function: ATP binding; metal ion binding; ligase activity.
AAAGCGAGGGUGCAAACACGAAAUUAAUCCAAAGUGUUAUGCUAGGCGGAGAAAACAAUUAAAUCCGCAAUCUCCCUCGUUUUCAUCGACGCUCUCUCUCAAUUUCUUCUUAAACACCUCUCUGGCUCUCUCUCCCCUCUCACUCUUGGCUACAUUUACAAGCAUUUGAUUCGGAAAUGGACUCUGCUGCUAUGGCUUUCUGUAGUAAUUCCGUCACCAAACCUGUUUACUCUCCAGCUCCUGGUUUAUUUAUGGGGAGUGCUUCUGGGAUUAAAAGCUCUAAUUGUAGUUUUAUGGUGGGAAGUAAAGUGAAGUUUCCUAGGCAGAGAGCUCAGGCUUCUCAGGUUAGUCGUAAAUCUGGGAAACGCGGCGGUGCUCUUUCUGUUACUUGUCAGGGUGAUAAAAUUCUGGUGGCAAAUAGAGGAGAGAUUGCUGUUCGUGUUAUACGUACUGCUCAUGAAAUGGGGAUACCAUGCGUUGCUGUUUACUCGACUAUUGAUAAGGAUGCACUUCAUGUGAAAUUGGCUGAUGAAUCAGUGUGCAUUGGUGAAGCACCAAGCAGUCAAUCGUAUUUAGUGGUCCAAAAUGUGCUGUCUGCUGCUAUUAGCCGCGGAUGUACAAUGCUUCAUCCUGGAUAUGGCUUCCUUUCUGAGAAUGCAAACUUUGUCGAGAUGUGCAGAGAGCAUGGGAUCAACUUCAUUGGACCCAAUCCUGACAGUAUACGAGUCAUGGGUGACAAAUCUACUGCCAGGGAAACAAUGAAGAAUGCUGGUGUUCCAACUGUACCAGGAAGUGAUGGAUUACUACCGAACACCGAAGAGGCUAUUAGGGUUGCUGAUCAGAUUGGAUAUCCCGUGAUGAUCAAGGCAACAGCUGGUGGCGGUGGACGUGGAAUGCGUCUUGCCAAAGAACCUGAGGAGUUUGUAAAGUUAUUACAGGCAGCUAAAAGUGAGGCUGCAGCUGCCUUUGGAAAUGAUGGUGUUUAUCUUGAAAAGUAUGUCCAAAAUCCCAGGCACAUUGAAUUCCAGGUUCUUGCAGACAAGUUUGGUAAUGUUGUGCACUUUGGAGAGCGUGAUUGCAGUAUUCAGAGGAGGAAUCAGAAGUUGCUUGAAGAAGCACCAUCCCCUGCACUAACACCUGAGUUGAGGAAAGCCAUGGGUGAUGCAGCAGUUGCAGCUGCAGCAUCGAUAGGUUAUAUUGGCGUUGGUACUAUUGAGUUCCUUUUGGAUGAAAGAGGUUCAUUUUACUUCAUGGAAAUGAACACUAGAAUCCAGGUGGAGCAUCCUGUGACAGAAAUGAUCUCUUCUGUUGACCUAAUUGAAGAACAAAUCCGGGUUGCUAGAGGAGAGAAACUUCGUUACAAACAGGAAGAUAUUGUGCUCAGAGGACAUUCAAUUGAAUGUCGUAUUAAUGCAGAAGAUGCUUUCAAGAAUUUCAGACCUGGACCAGGGAGAAUAACAGCAUACUUGCCAUCUGGAGGUCCAUUUGUGAGGAUGGAUAGCCAUGUUUAUCCAGAUUACGUAGUUCCACCAAGCUAUGAUUCUCUACUUGGAAAGCUUAUUGUGUGGGCUCCAACAAGAGAAAGGGCAAUCGAACGCAUGAAAAGGGCUCUUGAUGACACUAUCAUUGUCGGUGUUCCAACAACAAUUGAAUACCAUAAACUUAUCCUUGAAGUUGAGGACUUCAAAAAUGGAAAAGUUGAUACCGCUUUUAUUCCAAAGCAUGAAGAUGAGUUGGCUGCGCCCCUGGGCAUUGUACCAGCUACCCCAGCUAAAGAGAUUGUCAACACCUCGGCGUAGAGAGGAACAAAGAUGUUUUGUGCAGGCUGAGAUGACUUCUCAUAUUUCGGACUGUGAUCUGAGAUCUCAGCUCCCUUGCAAAAUUUCCUUAGUCAAUUAAUUUUGCCUUUGCAAUUUGUCAUUGUAAUAGAAUAAAAUCCUUUGAUCUUUAUACAUUAACUGAGGUUGGCUAAUCAAAAUUAAUAUAUACCUGGAUUGUAUAUUGUCAUUUGGUCGUACAAGUAUUCAGUUGUGUC